Messenger RNA from Nipponia nippon (crested ibis), 162 nucleotides. The record is from RefSeq and is a predicted model, not a curated record. NCBI's taxonomy places the organism in Eukaryota, Metazoa, Chordata, Aves, Pelecaniformes, Threskiornithidae.
AUGAGGGCAGCCAGGGGAUCCCAGCCCGACCAGCGGGAAGGGGUUUGGGCUGUGAGGGGAGCUGCAGGGUCCCUGACCCUGGGUCCUGAGGGGAGCCCGGGGCCCCCUGGGCGCUGCGGGGACCAAGGUCCCCAGGACGUGAGGGGAGCCGGGGGCCCUUGA